Molecule: messenger RNA, 1824 nt
Organism: Dalotia coriaria
Lineage: Eukaryota; Metazoa; Arthropoda; Insecta; Coleoptera; Staphylinidae
Exons: 5
Coding region: 58-834 (258 amino acids)
Biological process (GO): regulation of transcription by RNA polymerase II
Cellular component (GO): nucleus
Molecular function (GO): RNA polymerase II cis-regulatory region sequence-specific DNA binding; DNA-binding transcription factor activity, RNA polymerase II-specific
Source: RefSeq, a predicted model, not a curated record
UUGGUCCAGGUGUCAGAUUUUGACGUAAAUUCAACUCGUUGUGAAAUAAAUCUCACAAUGCAAGAAGAAUCUUUAAAACACAAGCAAAUUUGGCGACCAUUUGAUGUACAUGAGAAUUUAAAUAGUCCAAUCAUAAAGCCGUAUGAACAACUGCGAUAUAAACAUUUUUCUGGAUUCUGUCAAUCUAAUUCUAAUAUAUUGUCUAGUUGCACAGAAAACCCGAACAAUACAUUAACAAAUAGUAACAGUGAUAAUAUAUCUGUUAUUAUUGAUUUAAGUAAAAGUGCACAACCGGAAACUUCAAGUGAAUUUGGUAAAACACAAAUAAUAGAAACACACAGAAAAGUUAGAGAAUUGUCACGUCUCCAUUCUGUUUUACAACCUUUACAGAAAAACACUAUUGUAACAAAAACGUUAUCAGAUUCUGAUAGAUCUGAUGCUAUUGUUCAAAAUUAUGAUUCAAAUGCACUUCCUUUAAGCCAAAUUGAUCAGAUUGAACAAAAUGAAACAGAAACUGAAAAUGAAAGUGUGAAAAAAGUUCCGAAAAAACGCACUCGUACUACAUUUAAUGCUACUCAGAUGAAGACUUUGUUAGCUGCGUAUUCUAAAAAUGAUCAUUUAAAGGAAUCUGGAAUAAUUGAUUUGAGUAAACAAUUGUCUAUGGACGUUAAAGUAAUUAAAAGGUGGUUUCAUAACCAUCGUCAAAAAGUCAAAAGGAAAAAAGUUAUAGACGAAGCAAGAGAUAAAUUAUUGUUCGACAAAGCAUACGUUCUUUUCGGUGGAGAAUAUAUUUCCAUAGAAGAAUUGAAGAAUAACUCCAAAAAGCAUAAUUAAACAGAAAUGCAUCAACAGGUAACAAUAACUUAGUUGUUAUUUUGACGCAAUUGGUAGGUAUGACGAAGGAGUGGCGCCUGACUUAAUCCUUCGUUAAUCCCUAAUGCUCGACGCUGAUUGGCCGGUGAUAGCCUCUUCACACCUAUAAAAACAAGCACCAUUUUGAAAUUGUUAUCAUUUUUAUCUAAUAAACAUAACGGUCAACAUCUCUGAAGCUUUCAAGAUGGGUCCCCGUAUCGAAGAACUUUUUGGUGCUGUCAACGACGAAUAUCUAUUGGAAUUGUGUAACAGCCUCGCUGGUAUGUCGGAAAGUGAAGUGGAAAACUUGCUACAAGAUGUAAAUAUUGACGAAGUGCUUCUUUCAAAUCCACUACCAAAAGAAACCAUCCCAAGUUUUGAAGAAAUUGUUCCCGAAACACUCUAUGGUAACACAAUUACACCUAUUGACUAUAAUAUUUUGAACCAAUUUGAUAUCAACUUGCUUGAUAACCAUGUGACCCCAAGUGAAAAUGCACCAAUAGAAAAUUCUUCUGAUAUAAACAAGUCACGAAAACGAAAACGUGAAAAUGCAAACGCUGAAGACGAAAUGGCUGAAUUUCUGCAAUUUAACCAAGUUAAACGUUCUAAACGCAGACCUGUCUUUAGUAAAGCACAAAUUGCUGUACUUGAAACGGCAUUUGCUGAAGACAAAUACGUUAAUAAAAAAAGACAAGCUUAUUUAUCACAAAAAGCUUGCAUGUCCGCGAAUUCUGUCAGGAUGUGGUUCCAGAACCGAAGGACAAAACUUAAAAACGCUAAACCCCCACGUGUUGAAGACUAUUCCAAAGCUUAUGUUUUUGUUAACGGAGGAUAUGUGAAAGUGAUGACUUUGAUGGAAAUGGAAGAAAAGAACAAAGAAAACUGUAAUAUUGUAAAUUUUUAAAAUUUUGAUAUGUGUUGAAUUAUUUGUUAAACAAAAUGUACCUGUAUAUAAUGUCAUAGUAAUGUAUU